Molecule: messenger RNA, 1607 nt
Organism: Rhodofomes roseus
Lineage: Eukaryota; Fungi; Basidiomycota; Agaricomycetes; Polyporales; Fomitopsidaceae
Exons: 3
Coding region: 394-1239 (281 amino acids)
Molecular function (GO): protein binding
Source: RefSeq, a predicted model, not a curated record
GGUAUGAUCAUAUACAUAUUGCUAAUGCACGAGUGCUCUUUAUUCGCGAUUUUAUGUGGUCGUGAGUGUGACGUGGGUGAGGACAUAGCCUUCCGUUGAGUUCACGGACCGAGCAUGGGGACUGUGUUUGGGGUCACAGUCCCCAACGCAGCGAGCCUGGCUCGCCUCCAAUUCCGGAAGGCGUCCUUCCUAUGAUCGUGAUGAUAACGGCUCACAACGUCAGGUGGUACAUGAGGCGUGUACACGGGCGUUUCUGUGCCUUCAGAUCUCAAACCGUAUAUCAGUCGUUGUAUCCUUACCGCGUAUACAAGCACAGCCAGUACCAGCGUGGCAGUUCACGCCAGUACUGCGUAGGGGUGCGCGCCUUCACCUGCGGUAGCAGCUCCACCAUCUAUGUCCUCCGACAACUCCCAUCCCUCAUUUCCGCCGAAUUCGGACACGGACAUCGUGCUCUGCUCCAGAGACGGUGUAUCCUUCUGCGUUCGCUCCUACAUCCUGAAGUCAUCAUCGGGCUGGUUCAACAGACUACUCACGGACCCCAAAGAUGUUCCCAGACUUGCUCCAAACGAACCUAUCCGUAUGCCAGAAGAAGCGGCCGUCGUUGCAGGGCUGCUCAAGACCGCGUUCUCGAUGGAGAUGCCCCCCGUCGACUCCACCGAGCUAUUGCUAGACAUCCUGCGUGCGGCGGAGUACUACGAGAUGCCCGCUGCGAUUAUGCUCAUCCGCGCAUGCCUCACCUCCGACGUAUCGAAGGUCUCUCCUAUACGUGUUUAUGCCAUCGCAUGCGAGCGCGGCUGGCAGAGGGAAGCGGAGUGGGCGCUAGCGAGGACGAUACACAUGGACCUCUGUGCGCCCGAGGUCGCUGAGCAGCUCGUCAAGCUCGACGGCUCUGCGAUCAUGAAGCUCUUUGUCCUGCAGCGCAGGCGGAGAGACGCGCUGCGGGAGAAACUCGACGACAGCAGCGUGUACGACAAGGGGAACGUGGCCCCUCAAGUCUGUCCGAGAUGCGACAGGAAUAUCGGGAGCAACCCCUGGUUGGCGCUCAAGUCGUGGUGGUUAUCGAGGGCCGAGGCGGUCCCCGUCAGCAUCGAGGAUAUCGAUUGUCCUGAGGUCCAAGUGGCCGCCGAAGCCAGUUGUCCGAAUUGUCGCGAGACGCUCUACGAUGCAACACAUACGAGAACGAAUCUCCGCGCUAUGGUGAAGUCCCUACCAAGCAAACUCGAGACGCUGAGUACAUGACAAGGUCCCGAUUCGCAGAGUGCUAAGCAGAGGUAUUCAUUAUCGUUCUCUGUGUUGAUAACCGGAUCCCUAUACAUACCCCGGACAUACGCCUGAACGUUGAUCCUUUCGAGGCUGUACCUUCGAGGCUGCGCCGAAGACUGUCAGUAUAGACAGACUUCGCUUCCCAUGGCUACUUGGUCACGGGUUAUGUUUUGGCGAAUUGGUGCGCUUCGAUUAUGGAGAUGGUAUGCCUACACAACACCUGCAUGAUGGGUCGUUGCUCCACAAACAGCACUUUACGACACCGUGACCACAUCAUCAGAAAGUAGUCAGCCAGAGACCUGGAUUUGGCUACGAACGUCAACGCCCCGGUCCCAGAGGACUAG